Messenger RNA from Phanerochaete carnosa HHB-10118-sp, 400 nucleotides. RefSeq lists its product as uncharacterized. The transcript has a single exon. The record is from RefSeq and is a predicted model, not a curated record. Lineage: Eukaryota; Fungi; Basidiomycota; Agaricomycetes; Polyporales; Phanerochaetaceae. Bases 219 to 392 code for a protein of 57 amino acids.
GCACCUGAUCGCUAUCUACGCUAUCCUGUGACCAGAAGCACAGACUAUGCAGUCGUACGGAGUUGUGUUGAUGAUGUUAUACGAUAGGGUCCGUGAGACCGAGAGAUCAAGCUCAAGAGUCAUAAUCAAGGACAACCCACCGUUCAUUCUCGUAUUUAACCUGGUCGUCGCUUAAGUGUCUCCUCUAUUCAUCGCCAUUCACAGCCUGCUCGAAAGUUAUGUCUCAGGCCACACCGAAACCAUCCAGUCCUGACGACAAGGAGUAUGUCGGCGGGUGCCACUGCAAGAAGUUCCGGUACAAGUUCUACUGGCGCUCGUUCGAUGACGGCACCCACGCAGUGAGCGACUGUAACUGCAGUAUCUGUGUGAUGAAAGGGCUGCUAUACGUGUAAGUCGUGCC